AUGACCUCUAUCAUCGACAAAGCGAAAGCCACAGUGGGCAUGUCCACCAAGCCCGCAAUCAAGCUCACGGGCCAAGAAGUCAGCCCGAUAGGCUACGGCCUGAUGGGCCUCACCUGGCGAGCCAACCCACCUUCGCAAGACCAAUCCUUCACAGCCAUGAAAGAAGCGCUAGCCCAAGGCUCCAACUUCUGGAAUGGUGGCGAGAUCUACGGCAACGCGUCCCGUAACAGCUUGCACCUCCUUCAAGAAUACUUCACGGAGUAUCCUGGGGAUGCGAAGAAAGUCGUGAUCUGUAUCAAGGGUGGCUGUGUCUACGACGGCAUGAAACCCGAUGGGUCGGCCGAGAAUACUAGGAGAAGUAUUCAGGAAUGUAUUGACAUUCUAGGGAAAGCGGGUAAGAAAUUGGAUCUGUGGGAGAGUGCCAGAGUGGAUCAGGAGACGCCGAUUGAGAUUACGAUGCGCGCGGCGAAGGAAUUUGUGGACGCUGGGAAGUUGGGUGGAAUCAGUCUGAGUGAGUGCUCGGCCAAAACUAUCCGCCGUGCAGCGAAAGAGGUCAAGAUCGACGCCGUGGAGGUGGAAUUCAGUCUCUGGGCGACGGAAAUUAUUGACAAUGGUAUCGCUGAGGCGUGCAAGGAACUCGAUAUCCCUAUCGUGGCGUACUCGCCGCUUGGACGGGGUUUCUUGACGGGACAGAUCAAGAAUCCGGAUGAUCUGGAAGAUAGCGAUAUCCGCAAACACAUGCCGAGAUUCUCAAUGGAGAACUUCCCGAAGAAUCUCGAGUUGGUCAAGGAGGUCGAGAAAAUUGCUGAGAAGAAGGGGUGUACGCCCGGUCAGGUCGGUAUCAGCUGGAUUCUGGCGAAGAGUGGCAAAGAUGGAUUGCCUACUAUUAUUCCUAUCCCGGGCUCGACGACUGUGGAGAGAGUGAGGGAGAAUGUAGGAGCGAUUGAGCUGAGUGAAAAUAAUGUCAAGGAGAUUGAUAGCUUGCUUGCCAGCAUUGAUAUUCAGGGUGGGAGGUAUGGUGGGCAUUUGGCGACGAUGGAGUUUAGUGACUCCCCUCCUCUGCGCGAGUGA
Messenger RNA from Recurvomyces mirabilis, 1071 nucleotides. RefSeq lists its product as uncharacterized. Gene Ontology annotation, cellular component: cytoplasm. Bases 1 to 1071 code for a protein of 356 amino acids. The transcript has a single exon. NCBI's taxonomy places the organism in Eukaryota, Fungi, Ascomycota, Dothideomycetes, Mycosphaerellales, Teratosphaeriaceae. The record is from RefSeq and is a predicted model, not a curated record.